CCUAGAAUAAAAUAUUUGUUCACAAUAACCUUUUUUUGUCGUAUACGCAUUUAUUUAAACAUGUUCUUACUAAUCGACUAUUUAUAAAAUAUUGAGUUUAAAUUGAACUUGGCAUAAUGGAAGCAAGAAUUAGUCAUCAUAUACAAGGUAUAUCUAUGCUAAGCAGAAAAACUGUUCCUCCGACAUUGAAUAAACAUCUAACAAAUAAAAUAUUUAAUAAACCCAACAAAGAAGCCAUGGAACAGGUAUUAUAUUAUCUGCUUCCAUUAACAGAUCCAAAUUGCUUAAAAACUGUACCUUGGCCAAUAACUAAUUUUAAAGAAGCUGCUGAAUUCCGUAAUACCGCAACACUCCUAAUUAAUGGUUUAGAUGGGUUUGUCUAUGAAAAAUCUUCAAAUGUUGUUUCAAAAGUUAAUUCAUCAUUAUUAGCAAAUCCUGGUGGCCAUGUCUUUAUUUUUUUUAUGUAUCAAUUUUGUUUAUACAUAAAGUGCUGUGAAUUAAAAAAAAAAGGAAUUAUUUUUUUAAAUGCACCACUUUAUGUUGAAGACAAGUUUAUUGACAAAAAAAUAUCAAUGUUUAAUGGAAUAUCAAAUUGUAAUUUUAAUGAAGUAAAUGAAAUAAUUUCUCGAGUUGGUUGUAUUCUUAAAAAUACUACAGGUAUAGCUGUAAAAUAUAAAGAAAUCAUUCAAGAUAGUAAGCAACGUAUUAAAGAUUUUAAAUCUGAAUUACUUCAUAUUGAGCAUUGUGAAGCAACUGCAAAUGAAGUCUCGGAAUUAAAACAAAAAUGUAUUAAUUUGUGUGCAAACUUUCAACAAAAUAAAUUAAUUGCUCUGAAGUGUGCAAGAUUAACUGAUAUUAUAUUAAAAACUCCAGAAACUUUGGAUGCCAACAUAAUUAAUUUAACUUUUAAUAUAAAUCAAGAAGAAUUAAUGGACAAUUAUGGAAAAGUUGAUCUGGUUAAAUUCCUUACAAUCAUAAAAAAUACUUUAAAUGGUUAUAUAAAUUGGUGUGAACAGCUAAAUGACGAAGAAAAUAUUAAUAUGAUGGUUAAAGAAUCACAACAAUCAGUUAUUGAUAUGACCGACCAAAUUCUAUCUUAUGAGAAACAUAUAAACAUUUUAAAUAGCAUAGUUGAUAAUUUAAAAAUUGAAAAUCAAGUAUUAUACAAAGAAGUAUUUUCUAGCAAAAGUCUUGAAAAUCUCGAUCCAAGAAUACAAUCAGUGUACAAAAUUAUUUCUCCAAUAAUUUUAAAAACAGAUUUCAGUGAUAAACCGAAAUUAAUGACUUCAAAAGAAAGUAAUAAAUCAAGGCGAUCAAUUUUACUACAUUCUCUAAGUCAACCAUAUAAGUAUCAGACAAUAAAUUUUGAUACCAUUAGAUGUGUGUAUAAUGAAACAUUACCAAAUCCAAUUAAAGAAGAUAAUAUACAAGAAGAAAUGGUGGAAGAAAAUAAUGAAUUACAUGAAGCAGAAGUUAAAAUAUUACAAAGUUAUGAAAUUGGAAACUUGCAGGAUAAAACGUAUGCUACUCUUGAAAAUCAACCUGUAUAUACCACGGAUAUUGCAAUGAUGAAUGAAACUGAACAUAAGAAUGGCCGCAAAUCUCAAAUUAUAAAAGAUGAAAUUAAAAGUGUAUCUAUUUCACGAAAAUCAAUUGAAAACAUAAAGCAGAAGUUUAGUAGAAUUAAAAAAGAAGCAAUGAGUACAAUUCCUCAUUCACCUCAGUCACCAUUUUAAAUGCAUUAAGUAUCAAUGUAUAAUUUUAAUACAACAAAUAAAUUAACUAUAUAAUUUUAUUGUUAAUAGUAAAAAUUAUUAUAAUAUCAAUUAGUAUACAUAGUACAUAACAAUGUUGUAGUAAUAAGUACCUACCUGUAUGUCAAAAAUUAAAAUAAAUAUAUAAAUGUUAACUAAUCCAAGUAUUUGUAAUAAACAAUUCUUAAAUAACCUACACUUAAAGUAAGAUUCUGUUCCUCAACUAUGAGUUGUGAAUUGAUAUUUUCAUCAUAUCACAAUAAGAUUUUUUUCCAGGUUGGUAACCAGCUAGCUACUUUUAUGUCACACCAUGUUACAAUUAUUACUAUUAAUAUAAAUUUAUUUUCAUUGUACAAUUUACAUUGAUUGUAUAGAAAUAAAAAAGAUAGUUUUAAUUUCA
Molecule: messenger RNA, 2154 nt
Organism: Myzus persicae (green peach aphid)
Lineage: Eukaryota; Metazoa; Arthropoda; Insecta; Hemiptera; Aphididae
Exons: 10
Coding region: 117-1736 (539 amino acids)
Biological process (GO): spindle assembly
Cellular component (GO): HAUS complex; mitotic spindle microtubule
Molecular function (GO): microtubule binding
Source: RefSeq, a predicted model, not a curated record